Molecule: messenger RNA, 2994 nt
Organism: Lachancea thermotolerans CBS 6340
Lineage: Eukaryota; Fungi; Ascomycota; Saccharomycetes; Saccharomycetales; Saccharomycetaceae
Gene: RIC1
Product: Ric1p
Exons: 1
Coding region: 1-2994 (997 amino acids)
Biological process (GO): retrograde transport, endosome to Golgi; intracellular protein transport
Cellular component (GO): Ric1-Rgp1 guanyl-nucleotide exchange factor complex; cytosol; Golgi membrane
Source: RefSeq, a predicted model, not a curated record
AUGCUUAUAGGUCCAUUGAAACCACCCCAGUUUUCGAGGGUGCCGUUCGCUAAACCUUCAGAGAACCCGGGACCUGCCAACAAUGAAAAGACUCUCCAAACAGUGUUGUUGCCACACUCGAAUUGCAUGGUCGUACUCACUACCAGGCAGGUUCUGAUUUACAACUACAAGCCGAUGGCACUUGUAGCAACCAAUUUGCGCAGUAACGAGUCCAUUGAAGAGUAUGGGGAGAACAAGUCUGCAUUUGCUGAUGCAGCAAAUAGCGAUUUAUUCAGUGGCAUAGUUCCCGAGGCUGGACCAAAUUACGCGGGGUUGCAUCAGAGGAAGGCAACAUUUUAUGUGGUUUCUGAAAGAAACUUUGUGUUCGUUUUCCAGGUUCUUCUGGGUUCAAGCCCCGCCACUAUCUUGAAGGAAACAGGCAUACCGAUUGUAGACAUUCAGAGCAUGGAUCCAUAUUUUGGUCAAGAACUUGUUGACAAUAGCGACGAAAGUGAUGCGCUCACAGUAUUUGAUAAGUUUGAUGUCCAUAAAGUGAUACAAAAUGGGUACGCAGUUGAAAAGCAGCAGGGAUUUUUGCACUUCUUAACUGGAUCAUCUGAUAAUGUUGAUGAAAUACCAAUAAAAAGGAUAGAGCUACGCCUCAGAAUAAUUCUAAAGUUUGAACAUAGCAUACUUGAUUUUGCUGGUUUUCGUGAGGUGAACACAGAAGACAAUGGCGAUCACAAGGAAUACAUGCUUGUUCUUUUCCCUCACGGACUACAAAUCUUGGAGCUACAGAACUUUAAGCUGAAAGAUACUUCGCUGAUUAAGGUCACUGGCGGAUUAAAGAUAUUACAGUUCAGAGACUCGUUAUGCGUUGUUUCUCAAAGUUCAGAACAGAUUACAAUUAACAGACUUAAUGUCAGAGAAAAAAUAGUCUAUUCGGACAAACUCGAUUUUAGUGCCGAAAGUUCUCUCAUCAAUACAUUUGAGAGAGGUAGUGCACUAGUUCUUGCUUUUAAGAAGGAGAUUGUUUCAUACAACUUUAAAGAUGAUAAAAUUAUCAAGAGAUUUAAGGCGCUUUCAGAAAUUAACUGCUUUGAACACAUUACCGAGGAAGCCAACAUUAUAUUGACAAAGAAUGGGAUGUCUUUUCUCACCGAGUUCUACAACUGCAUUUUUUCGACCCUCGAUAAUGACAACAAUGACAACGAAUUGGAUGACUUUGCAAAUUUCACGAGUCUUACCUCUCUAGGAGGAACUCUGGUGUGCACCUCGCAUGACGGGAGAGUCGCUAAGUGGGACCUUUGGGUCGAAGCGUCGAGUCCAUUUUGUGACAUGAGACAUUCUAAACCCUUCAUUUUACUAAACGACUUUAACGACAUUAUGCUUUUCUCACCAACUCCAGAAUCCUCCGGAAAUGUUCCAUUCCAAAUCAUAAAACUGCCAACACAAACAAUCAAUAACUACGUUCCCUUGCUCAGAGCGAACGGCCCUGUUACCAUGCUUGCGGCGUAUGUUUCUAACAAAAAUAUUCUUUUGAUACAUAACCUGAUAUCAAAUGAGUGGCACAGCUUCCCAGAUAUGAUAGUGUUAGAAAUGAGCUGGCUUGGCUCCGAAUAUCUACUCUGCUACGUCCUUGAUGAAGAAAGGAAUGAACUAUUGAAAUGCUACCACAUGCCUUCGCAAUUGGGGCCGAUACCUGAUCUUAGCGCUCAAAUUCUAUGGGAAUACCCUAUUCCCUCGAGCUCAAUUUUGAAAAGCUUUCAUGCCAAUACCCUUUCCAAAUACAAACUUUUGAAAGUAACUUCAAAAAACGCAGACGACAGUGAUAUUGAAAGUAUGUUCAAAAUAGCUGAGAUAAUCUUGCAAAAUUCGGCGGGAGAAAUACGUGUUAUCGAUGUUAUAUCCAAGGUUCAUGCCGACGGAUCGUCAAAAGUCAAACUAUUCCAUCAAUUACCUGUCCAAAAGCUAACCGAAUCAUUUGAAGAGGCAUUUGAUUGGGUUUUAGCCUUUAAUGAAGGCUUCCUUUCUUAUUCUUUGGGCUCUAUUGUAAAGUGGGAAAAAAAAGGCGAUUCCGAAGAGUGGUCUUUCGAGACUCUGCUGGAAAACGUGGAGAGAAUUUUAGAUGUCGUUGACGCAAAGGCAUAUUUCGUCCAGGAAGAAUCUGUAGUGAUAUUUUCACUAGAAGACCUAUGGAAUAACGCGGAUCCUAUCGCUAGAGUGGCAGUUAAUGAAAACGAUUAUCCAGUUGCAAUCUCAUACAACGCCGCAAUCAUACACAGUGUCCAGUUUGUAUUUACUCGCAACCUGUGCAAGAUUGUUCCACACCAGACAAUGUAUCUCGACCAAGUUAUCAAUCACCUUCUCCAGAAAGGAGCCCCAAGCCAGGAUAUUGAUACCCGAUACCACGCCCUGAAUCAUUACAAGUUUUCCUUAGAAAAAAUCCUAUCAAGUAAAGUUUUGACUAAUGAGCCUCUACAAAGCAUUGUUGAGCUGAUAGACUACUAUGACCAGGGGCCUAAAUUUAGCGGCCGUUUAGAGAUAAUCAGCAACUGCUUGCGAAAAAUUGAAGUUGAGCAUUGGGACUAUCUUUUUAAAGAAAUCAAACUCACUCCUCGGGAUCUUCUUGUUCAAUGCGUUGAACAAGAUGAAGCAAAAGUACUGGGUGUGCUUCUAAUGGUGUUUCUGAACUAUGAUGGUGGCAAGCGGGGCGGCCAGCCAGAGGUUAAACCUAAAUCCAAACCAAAACGAAACAAGAAAAACAAAAAUCGCGGAGCAAACACAACUCACUCGAACAGCGGCAACGCAUCAACCGUGUCUACGAUUCUCAAUGAUGAGGAGCUUAUGGUGCAAGUGCUCAAAAUUCUGGUGAAUGCGGCGGCUUCCUCCACCGAACCUGACCAAGCUCGCGAGUUUUGGGACCUGAGCUUCCAAUUGGUUAGAUUCAUCCAUGCGCUGGACAAUCAAAAUCAUAGUUCAUUGGUGCAAGACGCCUUGAAGCUAAUAACUUGA